Cuscuta campestris is the source of this 2066-nucleotide messenger RNA. Lineage: Eukaryota; Viridiplantae; Streptophyta; Magnoliopsida; Solanales; Convolvulaceae. The record is from the annotation of a GenBank genome assembly.
AGCCCUCGGGAUUGGCUCAUCCUUUUCUAAUUCGGUCUCAUCUCGUAAGCGCCAUCUCUUUAGCGCGUGCUUAUGGUAUUUCCCUCUGGUCACUAAAUGCGUGUACAGUUGACUUAAACUUCAUAGUUCAUACACCCAUAGACCGACGCUUUCCUCUUUCUCUCAUUGACUAUCCGAUCAAAAGUCGACCGAAAUGGAUGGAGUCGCGCUGAUGGCGGCCGUAGGGGGCGGCGGCGCCGGCACCGGCAACGGCGGUCCGGCUCCUUUCCUUCUGAAGACGUAUGAAAUGUUGGACGACUCGAACACCGAUCACAUAGUGCAGUGGACCCCGAGCGGCCAUAGCUUUGUUGUUUGGAACCCUCCGGAAUUUUCGCGUCUUCUCCUCCCGACCUACUUCAAGCACAACAAUUUCUCAAGCUUCAUUCGUCAGCUCAACACCUAUGGUUUCCGGAAGAUUGAUCCUGAAAGAUGGGAAUUUGCAAAUGAUGAAUUUUUGAGAGGCCAAAAGCAUCUCCUAAAGAAUAUUCACCGCAGAAAACCCAUUCAUAGCCAUAGUCAUCCUCCAGGUUCUGCAAUAGAUCCAGAGAGAGCUGCAUUUGUAGAACAAAUUGAUAAGCUUACUCUUGAGAAGAGCACACUUGAGGCCAGCAUCUUAACAUUCAGACAGCAACAUUCCACAGCAAAACUACAGGUUGAACAACUAACUCGGCGGGUUGCUAAUAUGGAGCAAAGACAAGAACAAUUGUUGGGAUACUUCAAAAAGCAUAUCAAUAAUCCUAAAUUUGUUGAAUGCCUUGCUAAAAAACUCGAGUCCAUGGAUUUCUCAGCAUAUACAAAGAAAAGAAGAUUACCUCUAGUAGAAGAGCAUUCGUCACCUGUGGAUGAGACUAUCUUGGGAGACAAUCAUAGCAGUUCUAGACCUGAGUUCGGUAACCAAAAUUUCUCAGAUAAGCUGAGACUGGAGUUAUCUCCAGCUGUUUCAGAUGUUAUUUUCCUUUCUCAUAGCACUCAAAGCUCAAACGAAGAUGGGAGCAGCAGUCCGCACAGGGUAGUGUCUGAAGGAUGGCCAAUUGAUUUGCAAAUAAGAACUGCUCAUGCUCUAUGUGCCCCAGAGACAGUGGAGCUUUCAGAUACAGGAACAUCAUUCACACUGAAGAUGGACUCAACUUCAACUAGUAAAGCAAAUGGAGUUGCUUGUCCGAGGUUGAACUCAUUUCAAAAUUCAUUGACUUCUAAUGAGGAAGUUGAUGACCAGAUUUGCUGCCAUUUGAAUCUUACUUUAGCAUCUUCUUCGUUGCAAGUUGACUGUAAUACACAGUCAGCUAGAUUACCACCAACAAGCAAUAUGAUUGGAUGUUCAGAGUCAAGAUCCGGCAUACACGGGAACCCUAAAGAUCAUAACAUUCAACCGAAGUCCAAAAACCUUUCCAUUGAUGACGACUCCAAUAAGUCUUCGGCUUACGAUCCUGCAUCAGGUAAGAAGCAAGGAUCUGCUGCACCUCCAGCUCGAGUGAAUGAUGUGUUCUGGGAGCGGUUCCUGACCGAAAGGCCAGGUUCUUCGGAUAAUGAAGAAGCAAGCUCUUCUUGUUCCCGAGUAAUCCCCUCUGACGAGCAAGAGGAUAGCAAAUCAAAUCAGGGAAUGGCUAAAAACACAAGCAAUAUGGACAAACUUACUCUCUAAGAAGGACGUCCGAAGAUGUAAAUUGCAGUGCAGAUAAUCAGCUUUAUUUAGUGCAAACGCUCCAGACAUCCGUUUGCAAACGACAGAGGCCAAAUGUUGGGGUGAAAACCAACGGUAAAUACCCUCAUUGUUCCAACGUAACUUCUUUGGCUGCUUCUUGAGACUGCAUUCCAGUACCACAGAUAUGCUUAAGUUCUAUAGGGGUUUAUAUUUCUGUACAGGCUUGACCAUCAUUUUGAAUUGAUCUAAAUUUUAGCAAUACUUUUAUCUCUUGUUACCUAACUAUAUACAUUUUCAGAUGUUAACUGUGUUUUUAUAGAAGAAGGUAACCCGGCUGGCUACCCGUUAUCUUACGUUGCACAAGUAAUAUAACUUUUUACCAUUC